This is a messenger RNA of Venustampulla echinocandica, 291 nucleotides long. RefSeq lists its product as uncharacterized. Bases 1 to 291 code for a protein of 96 amino acids. NCBI's taxonomy places the organism in Eukaryota, Fungi, Ascomycota, Leotiomycetes, Helotiales, Pleuroascaceae. The transcript has a single exon. The record is from RefSeq and is a predicted model, not a curated record.
AUGAAGCUCAUCACCACCAUCACUCUCCUCCUCACCCCCCUCACCUUCGCCGCCGUGCUCCCCACCUCCACCCAGGGCAGCGACAUCGUCCGCAACGAUGGCAUCCUCACCCGCUCCGUCCUCAACCUGUACUCGCGCCUCAUUACUCGAGGAGGACCUAAACUCCACCAUUGCGGCGACAGCGAUUUCAUGGCCCCGUACCCAACCUGCAACGCCGGCGGCCAGCUAUCUGCCAGCACCGCCAGCGCUGCUCUCCUCGGUUCCAUGGCCAUUGGUCUGGUUAUGCUUUGA